AUGUCACCCAGCAGUCAGGUAAAGGUGGGGAGGGUGAGGACUAUGGUUGCCGGCAGACACCUGAGCCAGCAGACGGGACUACCCAGCGUGCCCGUCCCCCCUCUGCAGCAGACCUGUGAGCUCUACCUCAGCAUCCUGGAGCCCUUCUUGGACGUGGACGAGCUGAAGCGCACAAAAGAGCUGGUGAAGGACUUUCAGAAAGCAGGAGGGGUCGGAGAGAGACUGCAGAGAGGCCUGGAGAGGAGGGCACGCAGCACUGAGAACUGGUUAACAGACGAUUAUGUGAAGAGAGAUUUUCUCACUGAACGGAUGUCUUUGGUGGUUCUCUCCAACCCUGCCAUAGUUUAUCCCCGAAAGGUCUUCAGAGAGAAACAGGAUCAGAUAAGACCUGCUGGCUCUUGGAAGGAUUCUCUGCACUCUGCCAGAGCUGAGCUCUCUCCUGACAUUUACAGCAGUGCUCCAUGUGCAGACGACAGACUGGAAAAAGGACUGGUCCUGGACAGACCCUUUGUUCCCAGGUGUGCUGCAGAAUACAUCAAGGGCUUUUUGGAUGUAAAGACUUUGAUUGACACCAAUACUCUACCAGCUGAGUACAUGAAAGGGAAGCCGCUGUGUAUGAAGCAGUACCAGCAGCUGAUCUCAUCCUGCCGUGUCCCAGGUCUGAAAACGGAUUCGGUGGUGUUCUACGCCAAGAGCUCCAACCCCCCAAAACACAUCACUGUCGUACACAACAACCAGUUCUUUGCGUUGGAUGUGUACAACAGUGACGGGACCCCGCUGACAUGUGACCAGCUCUGUGUUCAGCUGGAGAGGAUCUGCUCCUUCUCACUACAGACCGACACCGAGCCUGUGGGCAUCCUCACCACCCAGCAUCGGGACAUCUGGACCAAAGCCUAUAUCAACCUGAUCAAGGAUAAGACCAACAGAGAGUCAGUGUCAGCCAUCCAAAGCAGCAUCUUCACAGUGUGUUUGGACGGAGCGAUGCCCCCGGUGUCGGAGGAGAGGUAUCGCAGCAGCGUCAUCCUCUGGCUCCUGACUGGAGGAGGCAGCCAAUGCAACAGUGCCAACCGCUGGUUUGACAAGGGGCUGCAGCUCAUUAUUGGAGAAGACGGGAUAUGUGGUUUAAACUUCACACAUGCCACUGCUGAUGGUAUAACCGCAAUCACGCUGUCUGAAUAUGUUAUAGCUGACAUAACCAGGAAAAAGCCACAGAUGAUGCGGCCUGCUGUGGAGCCUUUACCCAUACCCCAGAAACUACACUUCAACAUCACGCCUGAGGUCACGAAGGAUAUUGAGGAGGCCAAGCAUGAAAUGGACAUACUGGUCCGAAACGCAGAUCUGAGCGCUGCAGUGUUUUAUGACUUUGGGAAAAAUGUCAUGAAGGCCCACAAGAUGAGCCCCGAUGCUUUCGUACAAAUGGCUCUCCAGCUGGCCUACUACAGGAUGUACCAGCGGUGCUGUCCAGUAUUGGAACCUGCCUCCCUGCGAACGUUCAGACUCGGCCGUCUAGCUAUGAUGAAUUCAACCUCCGGAGCCUCAGCUUCCUUCGUCAAGGCCUUCGAUGACCCCAGAAAACAGAACUCAGAGAAGGUCGAUUUAUUGGAGAACGCUUUAAAAGCACACAGACGGAACAUUAACAUGGCGAUCAGCGGACACUCUGUAUUCGGACACCUCCUGGGUCUUAAGAUGCAGGCUGUUGAGGAAAACAUCUCCAUGCCUGAUCUCUUCACAGACUCCUCCUACUCUAAAGCCUUUGACUUCAGAGUCUCUACCUCUCAGGUAACGUUAAAGUUUGGCUGUCUGCCGUGUGUUGGCCCUGAAGAUCCCGGGAUCUACAAAGUGACCUACAGCAUCAUGGACGAUCACAUUGACUUCAUGGUGUCCACUUUUGAAACUUCUGACACCUGCAAAGAAACGAAUGCACCCCUUCUGCUCCAAGCCUUGCAGGACGCACUGUUGGACAUGAGGACCCUGCUGGACCAAACGCCAAGAGCCAGACCGUGAGCUUAAUCCAGACUCACAGCAGACGUUGGAUAUUUAGUUUGAUUUCUUGCAGAGUUAGAGGAGAAGACCUUUUAAAUGUAAGAUUACAUCCAGCAGCCGGUUAGCUUAGCUGAGUAAGGGAGACCGGGGAUGGUUCGAACACGGGUCACUUCUAACAUGUCCAGUUUCUCCAAUCAGGAACAAGUUACAAACCACCUGAUUCACUCUGCCUAUGCUCAGUUUAGUCCUUAUUCCACAUGGGGAAAAAGAAGCAGCUCAGACAAUUUUAGAAUGAAGAAAUCAUUUUGAUGUGAGAGUCUGUUUUCUUGCAGGUUGUUAAUACUGCUGUUUUAGCUGUAAGGUAAGCUAGUUCCUGGCUGCAGGAGUCUGGGUUGGUUGUAUAUAUGUUUUAUUUAAAUUUCCGUAUGUGUCUGACGCACACAGUAAUGUUUAAUUAUUUUAUUAUCAUGUUCAACAGUCAUUGUCAGACCUGCAGCCUCUCUGUGGGCCAUGAGGCCGGACGUCUGUCACCACUGUAACACCCACACUCAGAUCCAGCUGGUGUACUUUAUUAUAAUGUUCACUACUAUUACUGACAGUAACUAAUAUACUUGGAACCCCCCCCACACACACACCAAUUAUGUUUAAACAGCAAUCAAGUGUUGA
Micropterus dolomieu (smallmouth bass) is the source of this 2649-nucleotide messenger RNA. Its product is annotated as carnitine O-acetyltransferase-like. The transcript has 15 exons. Gene Ontology annotation, cellular component: peroxisome. NCBI's taxonomy places the organism in Eukaryota, Metazoa, Chordata, Actinopteri, Centrarchiformes, Centrarchidae. The record is from RefSeq and is a predicted model, not a curated record. The coding region runs from base 1 to 2004 and encodes 667 amino acids. Gene Ontology annotation, biological process: carnitine metabolic process, CoA-linked. Gene Ontology annotation, molecular function: carnitine O-acetyltransferase activity.